ACAAUAUGCAUGUCUUUUAUACUUGCUUAAAAACAGGAGAAAUAAUCUGGCACUGGAACAUGAUCUUUAUCUCCACAUUUUAUCCUUAACAAACAUGCCACAUAAGCUAUGUUCCACUUAUCAAACAUUAAUUAUCUGUGUGUCUGAAAUUUUUGACAUUUAAUUACAGGUUGAAAUAUAUUAUCAAAAAAAAAUGUGGAGAUUGAAGAUUGCAGAAGGAGUUGACAGUGCUUACCUGUACAGCACAAACAAAUACGUGGGCAGACAAAUCUGGGAAUUCGACCCUAAUUACGGCUCUCCGGAGCUCCGGCAAGAGGUUGACAAAGCCCGCCAAGACUUUUGGGACAACCGCCACCAUGUUAAGCCCAGCAGCGAUCUCCUCUGGCGGAUUCAGUUCCUGCAUGAGAACAAAUUCAAACAGACAAUACCUCAAGUAAAGGUGGCUGACGGUGAAGACAUAACCUACGAGACUGCCACCGCCACUCUCCGGCGAGCGGUUCACUUCUUCUCCGCCUUGCAAGCAAGUGACGGCCACUGGCCUGCAGAAAAUGCCGGCCCACUAUUCUUUCUUCCACCUCUGGUGAUGAUACUGUACAUCACAGGGCAUCUCAACACAGUCUUCUCAGCAGAACACCGUCGAGAAAUUCUCCGUUACAUAUACUGUCAUCAGAACGAAGACGGUGGAUGGGGAUUUCACAUAGAAGGCCACAGCACAAUGUUCUGCACAGCCCUCAGUUACAUUUGUAUGCGUAUACUCGGUGAAGGUCCUGACGAAAAUGCCUGCUCCAGAGCAAGAAAAUGGAUACUCGAUCACGGCACUGUCAAAGCAAUCCCUUCUUGGGGGAAAACAUGGCUUUCGAUACUAGGAGUAUUUGAAUGGUCAGGUAGCAAUCCAAUGCCGCCCGAGUUUUGGCUUCUUCCGUCUUUUCUCCCUAUGCAUCCAGCGAAAAUGUGGUGCUACUGUCGAAUGGUCUACAUGCCAAUGUCGUAUUUAUACGGGAAACGAUUUGUGGGUCCGAUUACUCCUCUAAUCCUACAAUUAAGAGAAGAGUUAUACGAUCAACCCUACGAAGAAGUUAACUGGAAAAGUAUAAGACAUUUAUGUGCAAAGGAGGAUCUCUAUUACCCUCAUCCAUUAUUACAAGAUUUGAUGUGGGACACUUGUUACGUAUUAACCGAGCCAUUAUUGACUCGUUGGCCACUCAACAAGCUACGAGAGAAAGCCUUAAAAGUCACAAUGGAACACAUUCAUUAUGAAGAUGAAAACAGCAGAUAUAUAACUAUAGGAUGCGUGGAGAAGGUUCUAUGCAUGCUUGCGUGUUGGGUAGAAGAUCCGAACGGAGACUAUUUCAAGAAACAUCUCGCUAGAAUCCCCGAUUAUUUGUGGGUUGCCGAAGAUGGCAUGAAAAUGCAGAGUUUCGGGAGUCAACAGUGGGAUACAGGUUUCGCUAUACAGGCUUUGCUGGAUAGUGAUAUGAGCGAGGAAAUAGGCGAAACGUUAAAGAAAGGGCACGACUUUGUAAAGAAGUCUCAGGUGAAAGAAGAUCCUUCCGGAGACUUCCGGAGCAUGUACAGACAUAUUUCUAAAGGGUCGUGGACGUUUUCCGACCAAGAUCACGGGUGGCAAGUUUCGGAUUGUACUGCAGAAGGAUUGAAGUGUUGCCUACUCUUCUCUAUGAUGCCACCCGAACUAGUUGGAGAGAAAAUGCAACCUCAGGAUCUCUACAAUGCUGUCAACAUAUUGCUUUAUUUGCAGAGCAAAAACGGCGGUUUAGCUGCAUGGGAGCCAGCAGGAUCAUCGGAGUGGUUGGAGUUACUAAACCCUACAGAAUUCUUCGCAGACAUAGUCAUCGAGCACGAAUACGUGGAGUGCACUUCAUCAGCAAUCCAAGCCCUAGUUCUGUUCAAGAAACUACACCCACACCACCGAAAGAAAGAGAUCGAAACCUUUAUUACAAAGGCUGCAGGCUACCUUGAGGAUGUCCAAAAACCUGAUGGUUCAUGGUAUGGAAAUUGGGGGGUUUGUUUUACAUACGGUUCUUGGUUUGCACUUGGAGGGCUUGCAGCAGCUGGUAAAAGCUACAACAACUGUGAAGCUGUAAGAAAAUCAGUUAAUUUUCUCCUAAAUUCACAAAGGGAUGAUGGUGGCUGGGGUGAAAGUUACCUCUCCUGCCCUAAGAAGGAAUAUGUACCGUUGGAAGGGAAUCGUUCAAAUUUGGUUCAUACUUCAUGGGCAAUGAUGGGUCUUAUUCAUGCUGGCCAGGCUGAUAGGGACCCCACACCUCUCCACCGUGCAGCAAAGCUUCUAAUCAACUCUCAACUCCAAGAUGGUGAUUUUCCCCAACAGGAAAUUACUGGGGUUUUCAUGAAGAACUGCAUGCUACACUAUGCAGCAUACAGAAAUAUAUAUCCAUUGUGGGCUUUAGCAGAAUAUAGAAAGCGUGUUCCACUACCAUCAGCAAUCAUGUAAAAGCGUGUUACAUGAUUAUUAUUAUUAUUAUUAUUAUUAUUAUUGGUUUAUUUUUGUGAUUUGUAAUAUCUUUCUUCUUUCCAUAAUAAUAUGUAAUCAUUUAUAAUCCAUGUAUGUUGUACAAUAUGAAUAUAAAAGAAAAUCAAUUUUCUUA
Erythranthe guttata (spotted monkey flower) is the source of this 2624-nucleotide messenger RNA. Its product is annotated as beta-amyrin synthase. Gene Ontology annotation, molecular function: beta-amyrin synthase activity. Gene Ontology annotation, cellular component: lipid droplet. Lineage: Eukaryota; Viridiplantae; Streptophyta; Magnoliopsida; Lamiales; Phrymaceae. Gene Ontology annotation, biological process: triterpenoid biosynthetic process. The record is from RefSeq and is a predicted model, not a curated record.